AUGUUCCCAAUAAUAUAUUUGAUUUUGGUUCACGCCCUCAUUGCUCUCACCAAUGGUCAGUCUGCUCAUGUUGAUGUUACAGAAAUGCAAGGCAUAAAUAUCCAAAAUACAAAUUCCAAGAUAAGCAUGGAUGAUCAUGACGACGAUAAUAUGAUUUGGAUCCCGAAUAACACUUAUAAAAAAAUAGUACACUAUUCUAAAGUAUGUGGUCUGACAAGUUGUAUGAGAUUGAAUGGUAUAGUCCAAGGUAAAAGACUUGAUAAAGGUGGGUGCCCGAGACAUCUCAGAUUUUGUCAUGAUGAAGAUAUUAAUCCAACAGCAUCUGAUACCACGAUUGCUCUAGUAUUAGAGGCAGAUAAAGGCGAACUUGGUUCUGGUUUUAUCAUGGUCGAUCAUAAAAAUAGAGUCAUCACCGUCGUAUUCAGAAGUUCUACAACAAUCCAGGACUGGAUUAGUGAUUUUACAAUUUUACCAAUAGACUAUUCUCCAGUCUGUAGUAAGGAGUACAAACGAAGUAUCGAAAAAGGUAUAAUUAAAGAGUGCCGAAAUUGUAAAAUGCACAGAGGCUUCCAUGUGUUUACUAAGACACUUAGUAGGCAUUUUUUGAGAAAAAUUGAAGGAAUACUUGAAAGUUAUCCAGACUUCCAUGUAGUUGCGACAGGUCAUUCAUUAGGGGCAGCAUUAGCCAUUAUGACCGGGAUUGAGUUGAAACUUAGAGGAUAUGACCCAUUGGUGUUAACAUACGCUUCACCAAAGAUUUUUAAUACUGAAAUGCAAGAGUGGGUGAAUGAAUUGUUCGACACAGAAGAAAUACAUGAACGUAUAAUGGAAAAGGGAAAACUUAACCUCAAGCAUGGAUAUUUUAGGGUCAUCCAUAAUGAUGAUUAUAUACCUUUGCUACCACCAUUUUAUCACACGGCAGGGAUUGAAAUCGUUAUAGAAAAAAGAAAUUUACCCCACGAACCUCAAGAUCUAGAUUACCGUGGACCUUCAGAAAAAGCUAAUCUCAUGACAUCCAGCAUGCUUGGUGAGGAUUAUGUUGAUCAGCUCUUGCAUACUUAUGAGCACAGAUCGUAUUUCAUUGAUAUGGGGUCAUGUGCAAAUUAUUGA
Molecule: messenger RNA, 1110 nt
Organism: Maudiozyma barnettii
Lineage: Eukaryota; Fungi; Ascomycota; Saccharomycetes; Saccharomycetales; Saccharomycetaceae
Gene: LIH1
Product: putative lipase
Exons: 1
Coding region: 1-1110 (369 amino acids)
Biological process (GO): lipid metabolic process
Source: RefSeq, a predicted model, not a curated record